Babesia microti strain RI is the source of this 2502-nucleotide messenger RNA. Its product is annotated as conserved Plasmodium protein, unknown function. Gene Ontology annotation, molecular function: zinc ion binding. NCBI's taxonomy places the organism in Eukaryota, Apicomplexa, Aconoidasida, Piroplasmida, Babesiidae. The transcript has 2 exons. The record is from RefSeq and is a predicted model, not a curated record. Bases 1 to 2502 code for a protein of 833 amino acids.
AUGUCAUAUCUGGGCGAAGAUCCCGCUGAUAUAACAUUCAAGUUACAGUUGGCUCUAGGCAUCGCAGAUGUUAAGAUAGUUAACACGUGGCCAAUCGCAUCAGAAGAGGAAGUGAAACUCUUCAAAUCGCAAGAUGAAACAUUCAGUUGCUGGGUGGAUCCCAACUCAAUUGAACCUCCAACACAAUUCCAAAAGAUAGUGGACGAGAGGAAGGUAUUGUUCAGUACUAAUUUGACGUACCAAUUGUCACACAUUUCUCACCCCAAAUCAUUCACAAAUAAUCCAGAAGGGCAGCACUAUUUGCUCUUAGUAUUAGUGAUGCCAAAAAAAUGCCAAAGAGCGUCUUCAACCAAUGUAAUCCCAGAAGAUUUUGACUCGAUACUAGACGAUACUGGCAGUAUAAGGGUGAAAUCUAUUGCACAAGUUCUAUUUGUCACAGCUGUGCAAUUUCAAUUGGCUGCAUAUCGACAUCAGGUGCCGGAUCCAAUUUGUGAAAUGUGUGAAUUGACAUUGGCACAGUGGUAUUGUCCUGCUGAUUCUGCUCAUUUAUGCGAUUCUUGUGAUAAAAAACAUCACGCAUCCAGUGCAAUCUUGUCGCGACAUUCUCGGCUACUGGUAUCACAAUCUCCCUUCCUAUUUGGUUAUUGCUCAACUCAUCCUAGCGAGAAGGUAAACGUCGUAUGUACUAUAUGUUACAAAUCAUUAUGUCCAUCUUGUGAAGCAUUUGGUGUAUCCACUAGUACGCCAAGCCUCGACGAAUUUUCACUAGGAAACACGACACAUCAGCACGCCCUAAUAUCGACCACCGACGCCUACAAGAAUUCUCAGAGUGAUAUAAUAUCAUCCAAAGAGCUAACGGAUGAUAUAAAAAACAAACACCAGAUAUUACUAAAUUUGUACUCCAACUAUAAAAGCACCCAAGACAAGGUGGAUCAUGUGACUACGGCCCUUCUAUCACAACUGGACAGGCACUUUAAACGACAAACAGAUUACCUAGAUUCUAGAUACCGCCAACUGAAGCUAUACUCCAACACUCUUGAGUGGCUAAUAUCCUUCAUGGACCAUUUGACAUUGGCAUUGGGUGCAGCAGAGUUUGUUUACUUGAAAAGAAAGUUUGACCUAUUUGUAGAGAAUUUUACUGAAAAGAUAUCUCUAAAAAUUGUACAUCCCAAGUGGCUUAUGCAGCCUAUAGAAUUUUGGGGUGGAUUCACUGUGGAAACCAAGUGUUCUGAUGAAAAUGAUAAUGUAACCGAUCAGGCCGCAGCCGAUGAAGACUACUUAGAUAAAUAUGAUCUUACAAAGCCUAUUAUACCAGGAGUCAAUCAGCCUGUAGAUGAAUCAUUUGCACCCAUUUACAACUUUAACAUCAAUGAGGGCCCGGAAGUUUUGAGUUUGUACCAGUCAAAUGCGCAAGAUACAUCCGAAUUGGGAAUGAACACUAGUAGCCCUAAGAACAUGUAUCCGAAUAAUUAUCUACAUGAAGUGGCCAGUUUGGCACCUUCUAACGCCAUUUAUAAUUCGGCUCAAAGGGAUUUAUAUUCACCAGUAAACACAAAUAUUCCAAUUGAAUCGUCUGUGGUUAUGACAUCACAUACUCCCAUACAAAUAAUGAAAGUACAAAGUCCAAUAGCACAAUCGGAUCGUAUAUUUCAUGACCAGUGUGUGAAUUUAAGCGUUAUAAUAACUCCAUUAAUGGUGGAUUCCCUUUGGGGGUUAUUGUCUGAACAUAGGUUUUUGCCCUUAAUCGGUUUAGUUGCAUCAUGUAAUGUCACCAAGCGCAUGGGGUUUCUUCAAGAUUUAGCCAAAUUGGCAAAUUCAUACAACUCAUUGCACUUGCUAAUACACGACUACAUUCACCACUUAAAGGAAAAGAAUACGCCGGAAUUCCUGAUGUUGCGAUCUGUUGGCAGUUUGUUUGAUUUGUUCUCGUGGUCUUUAAUUGGGGAACUAUCAACUAUGCUAGAAUGGUUUGAUACGAAACUUGCAGAGUUAGACAUGAAAUACGAAAGCUUGGAAAGGUGCAUUGAAAAUUUUGUGUUCGACCUAUCUUCCGGCCAUAUACCUGAACCUUUGGCCUGGUCCUUAUACCAAUUGUCAUCUAGUAAACUUGGCACUGACCUAAUAGCAUCGCUAUCCGCCUCAUUAGUGACUAGGGGUGAGAUAGGUGGAGAUGAUUCUAGGCAUAUUGCAUACAGCCUAUCCAAACUCGGCAUGCUCAUUUGGCAUGGCGAUCAGAACGGCCAUUUGCCAAAUAUCACCAAGAAAUUGCAUAGAGGCGUCGAGAGGUUUUUGAAAAUGCCCAAAAAGGUAGUAAAUUUGAGAUUGAAGCACACAGGCGACGCCACUGCCGUGGCUUCUGCAGUGGUUGAGCCAUUGCUGGCACUGAAGAAAGAGAUAUACGGUGAAGCAGAAUGCGGAUCUUCUCAGUUUGAUGUAAACAUUGACGUGCCAAAUCUGCAUGAGAUACUCAAAUUGGUCGCAGAUUCCAGUUUGCCUGGGUAA